AUGCUGCUGCAUCGUCUACUCGUAUCAUCAUCCGACGUGUAUUCAAAUCUUUAAAUCCUUCGAAUCGUUUUUCUUUUUUUUUUUUUUUCUUUUUUUUUUCCUUUCAUUUCUCUUUAUCUAUCAUAUUUUUAUCAGAAUCGAAGAAUAAUGGAAAAUAAAAGUUAUCGCGAAAGAAGGACGCGUUCGCGAGUGGUUUAAAAAAUCGAUUAAAUUGUGAGCCAAAGAUCAUCAUCGUUCAGUGAAGAACGUUAAAGAGAGAGAGAGAGAGAGAGAGAGAGAGAGAGAGAAGAAAAAAAAAAAAAAAAAAAAGAAUACGAACACAUUUUUUUCAAAAGUUUAACAAAGUGAACAAUGUAUACGAGUUGGUUACUAUGAAACGAAUCUUCUUUUAUCAGGGAAAAAUUUCACGGCUGAAUCACGUCGUACGUUAGCCAUAUCUUGACGGAGUGAGCUCAUCUCGUCGCAAAGGAUGGAAGGAAUAAUUCAAUCUUUCCGAAGCAGAACGAGCGAAAGUUUCGAAAAGCGCAUUCUUCGUGAUUUUCGCGGCUGGCUAUUGGUGGGGCCGACAACGACGAAGAGGACGAAUAGUUGGAUGAGAAAGAGCGAAUAUACCAGAGAAGAAAUAUCGUCAGACUGGCCGAGCCCGAAAGAGAACGCCUGACGCAAGAGUCUCGCGAUGAUAUCUUACGUUGCCGUAAGUUUUCCUCGUUCUAAUUGGAUUUUGACGAUCGACCGAAGAGGAAUCGAAGUGGGAACUCCUUAAACUUAAUCGGUCCAUGGAUCUCUCUUUGAAGAAUCGGAAAACGAGGGAUGCUAAGAGCAGUAGAAAAAUCGGAAAGAAUGAGAUUUUCCAAGAAAUAUGACCGACAGAAUAACGUAGUAUUGCUCGUGGCGGCUCUUUGACGUACGCCACGAAACGCUAAGGACUGAUAAAGAUUCAAAAAGAGAAAUAAAAAGAUAAAGAAAAAUUUGAUCUUCGAAAUAGGAGAAAACUCUUUUCGUAGCGUUACUCGGUUCUUUAUGGAUCCGUCUCGGUUCGGACACACGAUGUAAAGAAAGCAGCUAGAAAAGUGAAGGAAGAGAAGGGCGAGAGAGAGAGGGAGAGGGAGAGAAAUAAAGAGAGAGAGAGAGAGAGAGAGAGAGAGAGAGAGAGAGAGAGAGAGAGAGAGAGAGGAAGGAAGGAAGGAAGGAAGGGAGGGGCACAAAAUGGGAGCAGCGAAAUUCGUGCUCGGUAGUGCGAUUCUCGGACUCUUUUGGAGCUGUUUGCUGAUGAAAGGUGUCCUGACGAAUUCGACGAACAGGUGCGACUAUUCGCCCUGCUCCUGCGAUCACUACGGCAGGUUGACCUGCGACUGCAAAGAGGAAGGAGAGGAAUUAAUACUGAGCACGGAAAGCGACAGGAAGUUGAGUCCGCACACAAGCCGGAUAGUCGUGAGCAAUUGCUCGUCCGUGAUUGUAGCGAACUCGAGUUUGACAUCGAUGGCUGGUCUACGAUCUGUGGAUCUGGUAAACGUGGCAAAUCUCAGCCUAGUCCGGCAUAGCUUCAAACUUUCGCUUAGCAGCGCGCGCACAAGGAUAUCCGUAAGGAACUGCAGCAUCGACGUGCUUCCUAGUUUCGUGUUUGGUGGCGACGUGGAAGCGAUAAGCUUCGAGAACGUGAGGAUAGGUCAGUUGAGCGCAUUCGCCUUCGCGAAUCUCUUUCACACGGAUACCCUCAGGCUGGAGAAUUGUCAGAUCGAGAGUACGGAGGCGCAAUCCUUCAAGAAGUUCGACGUGGGAUACUUGCACGUGAUCGGUGGUAGUUUCGGAGAGCAAGUACCGAGUCGUACUAUGAACGACAUUGAGGUACACCACAAGUUCAUGCUUGACGGUGUCAAAAUGGGUAUGGUAAGGAGCGAGGCAUUCAUAGUUCGAAGUCCACGUACCGUUGCGAUUCAAAACUGUUUGAUCAAUGGUCUCGAGAGCGAAGCCUUUGAUGUAACGGCCCGAGGAGCCGUAAUAAUAAAGAAUAACACCUUUGGUAGUCUAGCCGUUGGCGCGUUUCUCGGUAUACGAGCGGAUCCAGAAACGAGGCCACCACCGGCUUCCUCCUCUUCUGCGAAUCUACACGACCUCAUAUUUAAGAACAAUAGCAUGUCUACGUUCGAGGAAGGCUCACUAAUGUUCGAUCGUUCGAGUUUUCGUCCAGAACUUGACGAUCUCUUGGUAAAACAGCCCUGCGAUUGCAAGAUGUUACCAUUGUGGAGAAAUAACGUUCUAAAUUAUACAAACAUAUAUUCGAGAUUCUACAUGCGACAAAACGCGGUGAUGCCACCGAUUUUACCAUCCCAAGAUUCGAUCGAAACUCCAGAAACUUUUCUAUUUUGCGUGGACGGCCACACAGAGGACGCGACUACAGCGAGCUUUAGCGAUUACGAGGCACGACAUUGCUCUCUCGGCGGAUCAAUGCUCGUACUUAUACUCGUCAUAGUCGGAAUUCUCGUUACCCUUCUCAUCCUUGCGUGUCUGAUCGUCUGGUGUUGCAAAAGACGACGUAGGAAUGAUAGAAAACGAUGGAUGAGCGUGCCAACUAACGCACCGGAUGUCGUCUCGAAGAAGAACGGUGUAAUCGGUAGAGAAACGGCCACGUCUGGUACACCGGUAGACAGCAGAAUAACUAUGGUCGUGCCUGAUGGGAGACUUUACAGGGAAACUGAGUUUCACGUAAUCGUCGAAAAGGCCGAACCCUUGACCACGGAAUUGUAACGAGAAGCCUCGUACGACUCGACACGUUCCACGAACGAUCGAAUUCAUCAUUUCGAGGAUCAUCAAAGUAAAAUGGAACCGUCGGGCUCGUCUUCUACCCCCACCACCACCACCACCACCACCACCACCACCACCACCACCACCAACACUUCCUGUCGUUUUCGAGUGUACAAGCUUUGAUACGACGUAUCGUAGAAGAAAAUAAAGAAGUAAAUAACAACGAUAAAGAAGAGACGAACGUUGUUGAGUAUGUGUUUGUGCGCGUACUUUUCUUCCUUCUCAUUUAAAUGAUUUAGGAAAGAAACAAAGGAAAAAACAAAAAAAAACAAAAAAAAACAAAAAAAAGAAGAACACGGAACGUUUUCGAUAAACGCUAUUGUACCUCUUUGCGGGUUCCUCAAACUUUUUUCACGUUUACGUACGUGUAUUAUUACGCGAUAAACAAAAAGAUAUCUAUAUGUAUAAGUCGAUAAUGAGAUAAGCGUUCUGCGAUGAAAAAAAAAAACAAACUAUAAUGUCCUUGACGUAAUCCUACGUCCUGGAAUAACGAUCAAUGUCAAAACUCUAUUCACUCUCGAAUUCAUUUAGUCGAGCAUUCUCUAUUAGUACAAGGCAAGUUCGUAAGCUUCCGAUUAACAUAUCACCAAAAGCACGAGUACCGAUUAUCCGAGCGUGUCCCUCUCAUUCCUUCGAUCUCCUCCCUCUUAUUGUUUUCUCUCUCUCUUUCUUACUUAUUUACUUACUAUGAGGCGGUCACGUUCCUCUCGGCAAUAAAGAGAUUUCCGAUCGAGGUCACGAGGACGGUUAAUCGGUCGUCGUUGCUAGUUAAGUUUAUAUCGUUAGGUAGCUUUCGAGAGGCGGUUGGUUAUCUACGAAGAAGACGACGAACCACAUUCAAGUUGUACGAGAAAACAGUGAGAUGUGUUUCUUCAUUUGAUAUUCCAUUCGUAACUUUCAAAGGCACGAAUUCGUCCCGAUUGAACGAAGGAACGAACAAAAGAUGGAACGAAGGAAGGACCACCGCUAAAAUCUUUCACUAACUUAAUCUCUCGUAAUUUUUCAUUCGAUUUUUAAUUCUAAAGGUAUCCCAGUCAGAAUUAUUAAAUGUACGAUUCACGAAAAGAUUCACGAACCAUUUCACAUAUAAACACUGCCUACACAUGUAUUCUCCAUGAAAACAGAUUAACGUAGCAAAAACUCGAAAAAUAAAUUCACCUAAAAUCGUUCCUCUUCCAAGAUUCAAUAACGUUAUAAACGCCGAAAUAAAAUCUCAUUUGUUUUCAUUGAAUAAUUAAAUAAGCAAGCCAUAUUAAAGUCGCUUAAAUAUUCUCGAGACCAAAGACUCGAGAGAAGAUAAUAAAGAAGAUAGGGAAGAUAGGAAGCACUAUUUUCGAGGAAUUAAUUCGUAAAAAUGACACUCGAAGAUGCGAAUUCGUAUUAAAAGAAGAUCUUAAUAAGAUCAACCGGUAAAAAGAAAAAAGAUGUUGAUUCUUUUAGGCUUGUAAAAGCUAUCAUCUGAUACUUGGGCGAGAAUCCAUGCAUUAUUAAUGCGCACUCGUCCCUUUUUAACGAUAUUCCAGAGAUAGUUUCUCUUAGCCUGAAGCGAUAUCACGCGCAGAAAUUGGGCCUCGAAGCUUCCGAGAUUAUUGUAUGCGACGACCUUCGUCGAGUCGUUACCUUGAGCCUUGAGGAAAUCUCAAGAUAGAUAUACUAUUAACGUCAGUUGCGAGCAUGAACAAUGUUCCAACUUGGAGUACAUGUGCGCGCAUGUUAGAACCUAUGCGAGUAUACGUCUAGCGAUUAUCGCUUUUUGGCGAGAAUUAAGUUUUCUAAUGACCGUUUAGUUGUAAUUAUCGUGAAACUGUGAUAUACCGACAGCUGACUAUGUAAUUUGUUUUACAUCGAACGACGUAUGAUCGACGAUGAAGAAUAAAGAUCACGCUAAAUACAUAA
Molecule: messenger RNA, 4698 nt
Organism: Vespa mandarinia (Asian giant hornet)
Lineage: Eukaryota; Metazoa; Arthropoda; Insecta; Hymenoptera; Vespidae
Source: RefSeq, a predicted model, not a curated record